ACGCUGCUGCACCUGGCGGCGGGAGGAUGUGGCGGCACAGCUGGAGCCAUCCUGACCUGCCCCCUAGAAGUAGUGAAGACGCGUCUACAGUCUUCCUCAUUGGCCCUGCGACCUUUGUAUUAUUCUGAGGUACAGCUGCAGGGCGUGAAUGCAGGAUUAAUGCGACCAGCACCUCCUUCCAUAGGAGUCCUCAGGCUGCUAAGGACCAUCCUGGAGAAGGAAGGGAUAGGCUCCCUCUUCCGAGGUCUGGGUCCAACCCUAGUUGGGGUUGCCCCAUCCAGGGCUGUAUAUUUUGCUGCUUAUUCUGGCGCUAAGGAGAAACUCAAUGUUAUAUUUGAACCUGAGUCCAAGAAGGUGCACAUGCUCUCAGCGGCCUGCGCAGGAGUUGCUUCUGCAACACUGACCAACCCCAUCUGGCUGGUGAAGACCAGGAUGCAGUUGGAAGCCAGGCUAAAGGAAGACGCACGCUGUAAUGCCCUCCAAUGUGCCAUGCGCGUGUACCGCACUGAGGGCCUGCGGGGAUUUUACCGUGGAAUAAGUGCCUCCUAUGCUGGUGUUUCUGAGACCAUGAUCCAUUUUGUUAUCUACGAGGCACUAAAACAGCGGCUGAGAGAGCAACAGCCACUGCUCUCCCCAGCCCUGGGUCUUCCUACCGACACCCUUGACUUCUUUGGACUGAUGGGAGCUGCUGCUGUUUCAAAGACAUGUGCUUCAUGUAUCGCAUAUCCACACGAGGUUAUCCGGACACGGCUAAGGGAAGAAGGGUCCAGGUAUUGCUCCUUUGUGCAGACCCUGCGUCUGGUAGUACAGGAAGAGGGACUGUUGGCUCUUUACCGAGGACUCCUGGCUCAAAUGAUCCGCCAGAUCCCCAACACGGCGAUCACAAUGGCUACUUAUGAACUGAUCAUCCACUUGGCCACUAAAUUGUAACCAUGCAUGCCCACAUGAGCCCCUUUGAGAAGCUGCUGGAUGUAGGCUGAGGAUGCAAGGCCUUGGAAAUUAACGUGUUCUAUUCGGUGGCACUGUACAUUGCAUACCAGGGGACCUGGGCGAUGCUCAGUGCAUUUGCUGCAACAUCUGUUUUCUGCUGCCAGGAUAUAGCGUUCCCAGGUCAUGGUA
Messenger RNA from Gavialis gangeticus (Gharial), 1119 nucleotides. RefSeq names its product solute carrier family 25 member 33-like. The transcript has 7 exons. NCBI's taxonomy places the organism in Eukaryota, Metazoa, Chordata, Crocodylia, Gavialidae. The record is from RefSeq and is a predicted model, not a curated record. Gene Ontology annotation, molecular function: pyrimidine nucleotide transmembrane transporter activity. The annotation marks the transcript as partial. Gene Ontology annotation, biological process: pyrimidine nucleotide import into mitochondrion. Gene Ontology annotation, cellular component: mitochondrion.